Molecule: messenger RNA, 1771 nt
Organism: Biomphalaria glabrata
Lineage: Eukaryota; Metazoa; Mollusca; Gastropoda; Planorbidae
Exons: 5
Coding region: 183-1079 (298 amino acids)
Source: RefSeq, a predicted model, not a curated record
UUUGCAUUUAAAACACUUUCGAUUUUCUUAGAACUUCUAUUACAUUGUUCUAUUACAUUGUUCUAUUACAUUGUUCUAUUACACUCUUCUAUUACAUUCUUCUAUUACAUUCUUCUAUUACAUAGGCUGCGCGAGAAAUUAUUCGAUAGAGGUGAUAAGUUUUUAAAACCUUACAUUUAAACAUGCAGCUCGUUCAUAUUUUGAUUUCUCUCAUGUGUGGAUCUAUUUACGAAAAUAUUCCGCCGGGUACUUCAGGUCAACAGAUUCUGGGCUACAAUUUGGCGGUCCGGUACGGUUCCUGCUCUACGCCCGACGUGGCUAUGGAGGGUGACGCUCUGCUGCUCACCGUCUUGGUCUACACCUACCGCGUCAAUCUGACAUCCAACUGGAGGUUCGUCUCCAACAUCACAAUGAAUGGCGAAAUAUUCACUCCGUUUGCCAUGACGACGAACAUCCAUUGCUACGGCUUGAUUCUGGUGGACGCUCUAGGCAUAGACCAGACGUACGACGUCUCGUGUAGCCAGGACGAGACGUACAUGUACUUCUACGUCAACCGGGCGGCCAACCUGUACUACAGGGGCAAGAGCAUGAUUCACAGCUUCAAGACCGCGCACGGGGAAACCACGUCGUUAGAACACACAUUUCUUAAAAUCGUUGAGUCGAGCAACGAGAGGUUAAUUGUGAACGGCCUCGACUUGGACGCUCACGAGCCCUUGGUGUUCUUCAUGCCGUACAAACCCAUCAAUUUUACCUACUGCGUCUACUACAUCGGCACCACGUACAUGUCCUUGGCCUUCAACGGCACCAAGAUCACCGUCAACGCCAACUGCACCUACAUCUUUUUCAACACCACCAUGGACACGACGGGGAUGGGGAUAUUCGUCCGGUCGGACGAGAAACACGGACCGUGCCUGCGCCUGGUCACCAGGUACUACGUCAUGGUGAUCGAUCGUUCGUACAUACCGGAAGGGGAAAUGGGUAGCUCGGCAUCGACGGCGAGCCAUUCACCAUCUUUAUCAUCACCACCUGACACGUACAGUGAUACGAAUAACUACUAUGAGCCAGAUGACUACCUUUGAGCCAUGAUCAAGAAGCUGCCUCGUCACUAUUUUUAUCUUGUAAUAAAGCCGGAAAUUUUCCGUGGAGUGUUUCUUCUUCCCAUUGGUGAAUCUCCUGCACUGUGUUGUCGAACACAAUAUAAGCAUUUGUAUUAUUCAGAUUUAGGGGAGUUGCUUCAGAGUCGUAUCUGCUUAGAAAAGAAACUUAGUUCAUGGCUGGAGGCGUGGAGUGUCGGUCGUAUUUUUGUAACUUGCAUCUUACACAUUAUUAUUAUUAUGAUUUUGGAAAUGAAUUAAUUUUCAUUCUCUGGCACUGCCAGGCUCGAGCUUCGUUAAAGGAUAACAAAAUUCGUUGUAGUCCCCCCUUAGCAAUGUCCACUUGGAUUUCUGCUGAUGUGGCAGGUCUGCAGCAAUACUGCCCUUUUGACAGGUAAUAGGGAUCCUCUUAGGAAUGCUAAAGGUUCCGACUAAACUCGUGAGGUCAGUUGUCAUUAUCUCUUCGGAUGAUAGAACACUAGGAUGUAUUGUUACUCUAGAGACAGCUUCCAGAGUCGCUCAAGCUCCAAAAUUGGAUUUUCCCAUUUUCCUCGUUUUUUUUUUCUCAUUUCAGUUUUCCUUCUAUUGUGGGUCAGUGGUACGGCGAUCUAAUUAUUAUGUUUAUUAUGUAUAUUAUUAUUAUUGUUGUCAUCACCUUUUUAAAAAAAAAUAAACUU